Messenger RNA from Prorocentrum cordatum, 1260 nucleotides. The record is from the annotation of a GenBank genome assembly. NCBI's taxonomy places the organism in Eukaryota, Dinophyceae, Prorocentrales, Prorocentraceae.
AUGGCGGCCCUCCCGGUCUGCGUGAUGCAGGGCGACUUCCUGGACGGCGUCGUGGAGUCGGCUCUGCGCACCAUGGCCGACCAGCUCAAGGCGGAGUACCGGAAGGAGCUCAGCAGGGCCCUGGAGGCCGCCGACCUGGAGGCCGCCAGUGGGGCCGGCGCCAGUCGAACCGACGCCCCGCAGGUUACGGUUCCGCCCCCCACCCUGAACACGCCUCUGGCUGAGGUAGGCGAGGGUCAGCUCGACUUGGUUGGUGAGCUACGGACGACGGCGAGCGUUCCAGGGCCUCCUGCCAGGGAGCACGGGAGCACAGUCAGGCGCGUGCGCAUGUCCCGGCUUGCCCCCGAGCACGCCGUCGCUUGGAGGCAGAGCUGCACCAGCAACGGCAUCAACAACAACAACAACAACAACGGAAGGGGGACGCAGCUCUCGACGGCGUGGGAGCUGGCGUGGGAGGCCGAGGCUCCCUUCGGCAGCCGCAACACGGUCCGUCACAACGACAGGUGGCAGGGCAGGCUGGCCGAGGUGGACACCGACGCCAUCAAGAGCAUGAGAGAAGAGGAGAUCGCGAGGGAGGAGGCCCUGCUCGCAAGGCUGGGUCAGAGCACAUCGAUGCCGUCGGUGCCCGCCGCGGGCGAGGCCAGCCGGUGCCGCAUCUUCUUGUACAGGGCCAUCACGAGCCCGAGGUUUGGGUCGGCGGAUUUUGGCAUGGGUUUCGUCAUAAUUUUAAACGCCUUGACAAUAGGCACGGAGACCUCCCUCGCGCGAAGGGGGGGUCAUAUUCCGACGAGCCUUCGCGUCGCCGAGUACACGUUCGUCAUCAUCUACUGCGUCGAGCUGGCCAUGCGGCUGUAUGUCCUCGGUAAACAGAAGGCGUUCUCGAACCAUUGGGUGAAGUUCGACGCCUUGAUGGUAGCCGCAGGCCUACUAAAUUUAUUAUUCACGCUGACAGCAUUCGGCGGCGACCCAGCGGCUGCUGUGGUAGACAGUGCUAACAUGCUGAAGAUGAUUCGCCUGUUCCGUCUUGCAAAGACUGUGCGGGUGGUUGUCCAAUUCCGCACUCUCUGGAUGCUCGUUCAAGGGCUGAUGUAUGCUGUUAUGCCGAUGUUCUGGACGGCCAUCCUCAUGCUCGUUGUGAUCUACGUGUUCGCCGUCAUCGCCAUGGAGUUCAUUCUCGUCUCGGAGGACAACGAGGCUUACAACGCUCCUGCGCGCAACUUUGACACCAUCGGCGAGUCCAUGAUCUCCGGCGGGCUCUGA